CUAAUAUUUUAAUCUAUUCUUGCAAUGAUCGAAUUUUCGAUAAACAAACAUGAAAAACAAAUAAACAAUGCUGAUGUUAAACAAGGAAGCAACCUUGAAAUUAAAUGCGUUAAAAGAAGCACGAAAAUAGAUGCAAUGACUGAAUGAGCUUAUUCUUCUGAAGGUUUACAGGCUGUUUUGUGGCUUUUGUGGAUUUAGGAAUCAAAAGCGUUUGCCCACUCGAGGCAAGGCACCAGUGUUUGGUUGGCCAGUGUUACGUCAUCAAGUUGAAGUGAAAGCCACCGGAAAAUUUUUCGCAAGAAUUCUGUGUUCGAAAUGUGGGCAUUCCCUUUGCUCGACGUUGAUUGGCUAGUUAUGGAUGUCCCCCGAUUUGUUUCCUUUUUGAUUUGCAGUUUAAUCGUAAAAUGACGCAACUUGAUUGGCUGACUGUAAUUUAUGCAAGACCAAUUUUCUGGAGAACAACAAGCGUGAGGCCUACUCAGUCCGAAGUUCAACUUGCAUGUGAGAGCCGUGAUUUACAGGCAGAGUGAAGUUGAUGGCAUGGACAAACCUGGGAAUGCAAUGAAACCUGAGUAUACUGCAGGGAAAAUCUGGUGUAUAGUUACACAGCCUGAUGCGAUAUGUGUUUCGUUGAAAUUGCGUGAAGAUGCGAAAGGACAGGAUCUUUUAGAUGAGGUUUGUGAAAAGCUGGGCAUCGUUGAAGCCGACUAUUUUGGACUUCAGUACACAAGUAGUCGUGGAGAGAUUUUUUGGCUGAACUUGAGGAACAGAAUUUCACGUCAGGUUACCAAACCAGAGCCAUACUCAUUCUUCUUCAGCGUAAAGUUUUACGUUCAACCGUAUCAAGUUAUCCAGGGUUCUACAAGGCGACAGUUUUUCCUUAAUGGAAAAAGAGAUUUGGAAGCUGGAAAGCUCAGGCCAAAUAGGGAACAAUCAGUAAGGAUUCAGGCAUUGAUAGCUCAAAUAACCGAUGGAAAAUUCAGAGAAAACCAUAUUGCAUAUAAUCCAUCAGUUACCCGUGAUUGGCCUAACGAUUUUCGAAGCGAAGUGAUCAUGGAACAUUGCAGGCUCGGGGGAAUGCCCAAAGAAUCGGCAGAAUAUCGAUUUCUCGAAGAAUUAUCCAAACUUGAGGACUAUGGUACUGAAUAUCAUUCCGCUAGAAGUGAAGACAACAAACAGCCAAUCCUUAUAGGUGUUGGAAUCGAAGCUCUAAAAAUAGGCAAACAGCAGGAAAACAAUGUUGAAAGCCUGCCAUACAGCUGUUUGCACAUGGCAACACACAAUGGUAGAUGUGUUAAGUUGGAUGUUUACUCGAACGAGCAGCGGGACACUGAUGCAAUCGUGUACAGGCUAAGCAGUAAAGAGGCAGCGUGUGCACUCUACAGGUCUAUAACAGAACACCAUGCUUUCUUCAGAUGUGACAGUAUUGGCACUGCUGUUAAGGAACAGGUUUCAAAUGACAUUUUCGAUACUUUCAAGAAUUUCUUCUAUGAAGAAAGUGCUGAACAAAAUUACAUUUUUGAUACUGUAAGGACUUGUAGAGAGGCGUAUGAUCAUGCUAGAAGGAUUCUCUUUAAUUUUGGGUCAUCAACUGCACAAUCAAUGGAUAAAAAUAAGCAUGAAGAUACCUCUGAUGAGGAAAAUGGGGAUUUAUCAAAGACAAAUUCAACUGAGCUACAGGAAAAACUGGACUGUCUCGUAGAAUCCUGUUUGUGCCAAGCUUGCAGGGACAAACCAAUAAACACAGCUUUUCAGUGUGGACAUAUGUUUGGGUGCAGUGAUUGUGUCACCAAACUAACUCAUUGUCCUUUAUGUCGUGCAGAAAUCAAAACUGUUAUUCCAGUUUUCUUGCCUGUAGAGUUAGAUUUUGAUCGGUAGGGUUUUUAUGCAGAUGGGAAGGGUCGUCACUGGGUUUUUUUUACAACUGUGUAUUUCAGAUAGAUUGGUCAAAUCAAAGCAUGAAUACCAUUUUGACUUAAGCUUUUUCUUUCAGCCAUCAUGACUGAAAUAUAAAACAUGCACAAUUGUUGAUUUUGAUGUUUUAUGACGCAUAUUUCGGUGAUUUUGGAACAACUACAAUUAGUACUUUAUAAAAACCUGCAACCACUUUGUUUAGUUGUGUACUUUACUUUGAUUUGACUAUUGUUGUUGUUAUAUAUGUUUAUAAGUAUACACAUUUACCUCCUACACACAAAUGUAUAGACACAUGCUCACAUAUUAAUAAGCUUACGUAUUAAUAAGCUUACGUAAAAGGUUACCACAUACAGAUAUUUAGGCCUUCUUAUAUCACUGCAUUGUCCUAACAGGAAAUUUAUGUUCCACAACAAAUUGUUCAGUAGCUGGGGUUUUGCAAACAGCACGUUUAUUAUAGAGGUUUAAAGCAUUUUGUUAUUUUUGUUGUUCACAAAUGGUUAAUGUUUGGGACUAUCACAAAUUUAUUAUAUAUCAUUCACCAGCCUGUCUUAGUAACUCCAUUGAUUGCAUAUUCUCUUUUAUUCAACAACAUUAUGGUCGUUUUCCUAACCCUGCUACUUUUAAUGUAUUUAUAAGGUCUCUGGAAUCAUUUUGGCAUCUACACGUCUUGACCAUAAGCUGUUUUGAUAUUUUAUACGCCCAGGUAGUUGAAUUGUUUAGUUGUUGUGUUGCUUGAUUGUGAUGCUGGCUUCACACCUAGACCAACUGGCGUUCUCCGAAACAAGCCGUACCCCAGUUCGCAUUGUUUACAAGUGUAUUCGUUUAUAUCAAUAACGAAGUAUCGCGUAACUUGUCUGCUUAUGGAUGUACUCGCUCAGUAUGUCUGUGAGCUCAUCGAAAACAUUCAGGCCUAGAUUAAAGAUUAUGGGAGCAAGGUCACUUGUUGCAGCCAGAAGAUUACGAGAUUCAAACAAGACUUUAAUAUAUUUUCGUGAAACUCUUAUUCAUGCCGAUUCUGAGCUCUCUAUGGGGCGUUGCAUAGAUUCUUUUUACAACAAAUAUGUUGAAUCAUUUUGAAACCAAAUGAUCGCGGCCAUUCAAGUACCAUGAAUAGAGCGAGUUUCCCCGUAAUCAGCUGAUUUGCAUCAACACAGGCCGUAGCAUAGCAAACGGUUUAUCAUCGCCACUAUAUUUUGAGAUAACUUCGAGAUGUUUCUUUUUAAUUAUGGUUCGUUUUACAUUGUAUCUUAUUUACAUUUUUGCGUUAAAACCACUGUAUAUAUAUAUUAAUUAGUAUUUGCGCUCUUAUUUGAAAUAUAUUAUUAAACACAUUUACAAAA
Rhopilema esculentum is the source of this 3254-nucleotide messenger RNA. RefSeq names its product E3 ubiquitin-protein ligase MYLIP. Gene Ontology annotation, cellular component: cytoskeleton. Gene Ontology annotation, molecular function: ubiquitin-protein transferase activity. NCBI's taxonomy places the organism in Eukaryota, Metazoa, Cnidaria, Scyphozoa, Rhizostomeae, Rhizostomatidae. The record is from RefSeq and is a predicted model, not a curated record. Gene Ontology annotation, biological process: ubiquitin-dependent protein catabolic process.